UACAGGUUAUUUGACAGACUGUCAAGAUGGUUGAGAAGAUGCUGCUGGAAUUGUCGUCGUUGGAAAAGUGUCUGGGCUUGAAAAAGACAAACAAAUACAGCACCCAAGGAGACAAGGCUUGGUUUGCUUUUUUACAACAGGUUCCAGUUCUUCAGACAAAUAAUGGACCGAGUUUAAUGGGACUGACAACCAUUGCUAUUCACCUAGUGCAAGAAGCUCAACAGAACCAGCUGCUGGGAAGAACAGCAGAAGAGAAGGCAAUUGUGCAGCAAUGGUUAGAAUACAGAGUAACCCAGAUAGAUGGCCACCGUGGUAAAGAUGAGACCAGAACUAUACUCAAGGAUCUUAACCAGUAUCUUGAAGAUAAAGUGUACCUGGCGGGAGAUAACUUCACUUUAGCAGACAUUUUAGUUUACUAUGGACUUCAUCCUAUUAUGACUGAGCUUUCUGUCCAGGAGAAGGAGAAGUAUGUAAAUGUGUCCCGGUGGUUUAACCACAUUCAGCAUUACCCAGGCAUCCGUCAGCAUUUGCAUCCUGUAGUGGUGCUGAAGAACCGGCUCUACACCAGUGGACACUAGGAGAAACUUGUCAUAUGCAUUAUUUUAAACAAGAAAACAGAUAAUGCAAAACUGGAAAUACUUGACUUGAAUAAAUCUGUGGCGUAAUUCAAAUAUGUAUAGCUGGGGAAUCAAAGUAUAUGACCUCUGAAGGCCACUGAGACUUUGUGGCAUUAUUAAAACAAAAAUUACAAAGUGGAACUUUAAAGAAACUGAAUUAUCAUUGGGGUGGUGGUAGUCUUGUUUAAAGUGGCGGUAUAUUUAUUUAAUGGUGGAAUACAACUGUAAAACUAAUAAUAAUAUUAAUAAUAGACAGUUAAAUAUACAUAGCAUUUGUAGUCCUUAGCUGAAGGUAUAGGCAAAAAAAAACAAUUUAAUUAUCUUUAGGUAAUUGGUUCAAAGACUAGUAUUUUGUCUUUGCUUCAGCAUAUGCGUCCAUAUUUGUCCAUCCAUUAUUGUAAGAGAAAAUAAAUGUCUUAAGUAUGUCUGGGGUCCUCUUGUUAUAACCAUUUUAUUAAAAUCAUUCAAUGAGCCUUCUGAUCAUCAAAUGUUUGCUGUUCUAUUUUUAUGUUAUAAAUGGAUACAGAUUGUGCCAAUAAAAAGUUAAAAAAAAAAAAAAAAAAAAAAAAAAAGUGUAAUGAGUGAAGCCUAAGGGUUACACAGUUAUAUUUACUAUAUCAGUUAUAAUCUUGCACUUAGUGGUGUGCUUUUGAGUGUACUGACCAUAUUCUGACCAAGACCCCAUUCACACGAUUUAAGGCACCCUUUUCUCAUAUAUGAACGCUCCAAAAAAGAAAAGGCAGCCCAGGGCCGGUCUGGAUUUAGGCUGCCGUUUCAGUGUGGCCCUGGGCCUGCAGUCUGGGACCAGGGCUGUCCUUUACAUAUGUAUGAACGCAAAGCAGACUUAGGCCGCCUUUUUGUGUCACAUUACCAAUUUGAUGUUCUAUGAUAACGGAAAAAUGUGGAUUUUCUGCAAUUGCGGAGAAUUUUUUGGGUUUUACAUUUGAGGAGGGGCAAAAAACAUGCAAGGCUUUUUUUGUUUGUUUGAUAAUAAUCAAAUCAAUGCACGUACCAUAUGUAAACAUUAACACAGGCAACUUUUCUUUAAAUUUACGUAAACAUACCUGUCUAAUAAAACUGCUUCCGUUAUUCAAGUUCAGUGUUGAAUGAGGCUUCGGUUUACUUUUCAGUAUCCAGAGAUGUUCAAAAAUGACGAAAACAAUAACAAUCACACCUAAAGAUAGGAUCAACGAGUUUGGCAAGUACGAAUUUCACAUUGAUGGUAAUGUGCUGUUUUGUACUUCAUGCAGCAAGACUGUAGAUUACACACGUAGGCAGACGAUUGUAUAAUGGGAAGCGCUAAACAUAAUUUGAAUGAAAUGAAACGUAAACAGCAGCAAAGUUGGGAUUAUUUUCUGUGCUCAACGUCAGCGUCCUCAUGUCAAUCUGGCUGGAGUGCUGCAGUUCUAUUUUACAAUAGCCAACUGGAUGACAAAGACAAAGUUGAACCAACAAGAUUUAUUUAUUUAUUUUUUUAAAAGCAAGGAACUAUUUGUAAUAUUUGAAGUUUAAAAAAAAAAAAAGU
Molecule: messenger RNA, 2142 nt
Organism: Polyodon spathula (Mississippi paddlefish)
Lineage: Eukaryota; Metazoa; Chordata; Actinopteri; Acipenseriformes; Polyodontidae
Product: eukaryotic translation elongation factor 1 epsilon-1-like
Exons: 4
Coding region: 27-578 (183 amino acids)
Biological process (GO): positive regulation of DNA damage response, signal transduction by p53 class mediator
Cellular component (GO): cytoplasm; aminoacyl-tRNA synthetase multienzyme complex; nucleus
Source: RefSeq, a predicted model, not a curated record